This is a messenger RNA of Cucurbita moschata (crookneck pumpkin), 2395 nucleotides long. Its product is annotated as LEAF RUST 10 DISEASE-RESISTANCE LOCUS RECEPTOR-LIKE PROTEIN KINASE-like 1.4. The transcript has 5 exons. The record is from RefSeq and is a predicted model, not a curated record. NCBI's taxonomy places the organism in Eukaryota, Viridiplantae, Streptophyta, Magnoliopsida, Cucurbitales, Cucurbitaceae. Gene Ontology annotation, biological process: protein phosphorylation. Gene Ontology annotation, molecular function: ATP binding; protein kinase activity; polysaccharide binding. Bases 77 to 2119 code for a protein of 680 amino acids.
UCCCUCCUUCUCCAAUGUAACAAAACAACAAAUUCUCCAUCAAAUUCAGACUCCCUCUUCUCUUCUCUGUUCUUCAAUGGAUCAUUCCCCAAUUCCCUCCUUCCUUCUGCUCUUUUCCUUUGCCCAUCUUUUCCUCGUCUUCGGGAAUCCAUUUGAUUCCUGCACCAAUCGCUUCAACUGCGGCAAUAUCACCGACGUCGGCUUCCCGUUCUGGGGCGACCAAAGGCCCGCAGACUGCGGCCAUCCGGCGCUGAAAUUGACCUGCGAAGGAGGAAAUACGACGAUCGUAAUAAAGGAGAUCAAAUACCAGAUUCUAAAAUUCAGCAGCGUAAACGAUUCCCUAAGACUCACCAUCGCCAGAGACGAUUACAUGGACGAUCUCUGCCCUAGCAAAUUCAUCAACACCACAAUCGAUUACAAUCUCUUCGAUACGAUUCCUAAUUAUCGAAACAUUACCUUGCUCUAUUGCUCCACCUCUCCAGUUGCCGGACAAUUUACCUGUCCUGAUUAUGAAUUCGGCCUCAUUCAGUUGAAUCCCGUCGCUUCUAGUCUCUGUAAUGUGAGCGUAAUCGUGCCGGUUUCCUUGGAUUCUUUCCCGCAGGUGAGCGAUUUGGUGAACUCUUCUGAGAUAUUGAAGGCCAUUAAAGAGGGAUUUGAGGUGAGAUUGAAGAAGGAUAGCGGCGGAUGUGGAAUUUGUGAAGAGUCCAACGGCGUUUGCGGUUACGAUUGGAGUUUGAAUCAGACGACUUGCUAUUGUCGCCACGGUGCUUAUAAUGAUAACGGAGCUUGUCAGAGUACGCCGGCCGGAGGAAGUCCGUCGUCUUCUCCAGGUGGGAGUGAUGACUCUAACAACACAUCCCUGAUUAUAGGCCUUUCUGUUGGUGGGGCAGCUGUAUUAGGCUUGUGCUUGGGAUGCUGUGUCUUCUGCAUUAAACAACGAAAGAAAACACAUGUCCUGAAGAAGUUGAAAACCCAAGAUCUUCCUUCGCCUCCUUCAAGCGCAGGCACUCUGGCUCCCUCCACGUUUCGUUCUAAUAGUACUCUGUCUUAUCCUUAUGCUAGAUCUGAUCAUGGGAAUGGGAGCUCCUACUUUGGAGCUCAGCUCUUCACCUAUGCCGAACUUGAGGAAGCUACUCAUAAUUUUGACCCUUCUAGGGAGCUUGGAGAUGGAGGCUAUGGCACUGUUUACUCGGGAACCCUCAAGGAUGGACGGAUCGUUGCAGUGAAGUGCUUAUACGAAAACAAUAGUAAACGAGUCGAGCAGUUCAUGAAUGAAAUCGAGAUUCUAUCACAAUUGCAACACCAGAACCUCGUAAAGCUUUACGGAUGCACAUCAAGACAUAGUCAGGAACUUAUCCUAGUAUAUGAAUACAUUCCCAAUGGAACAGUGGCAGACCAUCUACAUGGAAAACGAGCAAAUUCAGGUCUGCUCAGUUGGUCAGUUCGGCUGAAGAUUGCUAUAGAGACUGCCAAUGCACUAGCUUACCUCCACCGCAAAGACAUCAUUCAUCGCGACGUCAAAACCAACAACAUUCUCCUAGACAACAACUUCAAAGUAAAAGUGGCGGAUUUCGGCCUCUCACGGUUAUUCCCCCUUCAUGUCACUCAUGUUUCAACUGCUCCACAAGGAACACCCGGCUACGUUGAUCCUGAGUAUUACCAAUGCUACCAAGUUACCGACAAGAGCGACGUGUAUAGCUUCGGAGUCGUUUUGAUCGAGCUUAUAUCGUCGUUGCAAGCAGUCGACACCGACAGGAAUAGAAAUGACAUCAAUUUGGCGAACAUGGGCAUAGAUAGAAUCAAAAAACAUGCUUUACAUGACUUGGUAGAUCCAGAGCUUGGGUUUGAGAGGGAUUAUGCAGUAAGGUGUAUGAUAACAUCAGUGGCAGAGUUGGCGGUGCAAUGUCUUCAACAAUCACGGGAUAUGCGGCCUUCCAUGGACGAAGUAGUGGAAGUUCUAAGAGAAAUAGAGCAUGAAGAACUGGCUGCUCGCAAGGCAGAGGUGUUGGAUAUAGGGUCUGAUAAUGUGCGGCUUUUAAGGAAUGCAUCAUCUCUGCUUUCGCCAGAUUCUGGAGCAGUAACAGAUAAAUGGAUGAAGGGUUUGAACAGAACAGCUUAAUAUCACCAGAAAACAGCCAUUUUUGGCUUACUUUUUGUAACUAUUCAAGAGAAAGAAGCUGAAGGACAGAUUGCAGAUGCUGAAAAAGGGUGUUUCUGAUGGAAAUUAGCUCCUUUUCGUAUACCUGUAAAUGAUUUGAUAGUUUUCUUGCACAUAGAUUCAGAUCUUCCCAUCAGUCAUGAUAGAAAAUAACAGAGAAUCGUCCAUAUAGUUCAUUAGUGUACUGAGCUUUUUCUCUGUAAAUUUUGGUGUUAAUAAAAGAUAUACUUUCUUAUA